CCAAUCAGCGUCUCUGAUACUGCGUUCUUCAACUCAACAACUGCACAGAAAACCAAUCCCUCACAUCUAUACGGUUUCCAUGCAAACAUCUACAACUUUCCAGAAGCCUUCAGAUAUUUAUAUUUUAUAUCUAGGUUGUCCCACUCCCAAUGCAAACAUUCACCGCUGGAAGAAGCUUUAGGAACGAGAGACAAAUAAACGAUGCCGAAAGGAAAAAAAUCGAGUUGGUUUUCCAUCAGUGUGAUGUGGGAAAGAAAAGUUAUUUGUCCAGAGAAGAUCUUAAGAUAGCAGUUGUCAUGCUUUUUGGAUACAAGCCAUCAAAGUCGGAGACAAAUAUCUUGAUGGGUAAUGGCACUAUUAAGGACUGUCCAGGGGUCCCACUGGAGCAGUUUGUGCCUCUCAUGGCGAGGAAGAUGUCAGCAGAAGACCCAUAUGAGAAGACAAGGCAGAUCUUCACUGCAUUUGAUGUACACUGUCGUGGCUUCUUAAAGCUGGAUGACUUCAAAAGUGCCUUCGAGCGAGUUGCCCCUCGUCUGCCGGAGAGAACUGUGCUGGAGGCUUUCCGCUUUAGAGAGGUGCAGAGGCUCAGGAGAGGGGCAUGCUUGAUGUCUCAACGGUCCUCCUCCAUGGGGAGGACUUCAUUAGAAUCUAAUUAGAUGUGUGCUACACUUCCAUUUGAAUGGGAGUCACCGGCAUGGAAAAGGCAAGUGUGAUUUUCCAGUUGCUGGAUGCUUAAUGUUGUUUUAAUUCUCCUCCCUGUUGCUACCAAAUUUCCCUCACAUCUGCUGUGUUUGCACUCGAUCAGUCUGCCGUUGAGAGUAAUAGAGAAAUCACCCCAUUGAGAGAGAGAGAGAGGCAGGAAAAUUCCAGCUCUCCCUCUGUAUCUCUUCCCUUAUGUUUGCUCUUCCUCAUCUGCAAUUGGAGGAGCAGUUUUCCUGUGGCGGUUUUUAUCCGCAUUAAUCUCGGUCUUGGUAAAAACAUCCGCUUAAUGAGUUUUACGUGAUUGCAAUCUGAUUCUCUGCUUGCAGACUUGCGUGAUACACUGUGGACAAUAAACAGCUGGACCAGGGAUGGCCAAAAAGCAAGAAAAUAAAGACCUCUCUCCAGCAGAAUGGCUUUUUUAAUUUCAUCUCUGAAACAGGAAGUGAGCACUGAGAGGAAGACAUGGUCUGCCCAUUGCUCUUUAAUGUCCUCCUCUGCUCCUCAGACACGAUUCAAUUUGCUCACACCGUCUUUAUCUGCUCGUUAUGUCACGAAUGAGUCAUUCGCCAAAAUGAAAUGUGCUUGCUUUGAGAGAACAGAGAAGAGCUUUGCUCUCAGCAGCUAGAAGUGUGUGAUAGAUCUGGACAUGUCACUUGGUUACAUCAUCAAACCAAGACAGACUGAUGACACAGUCAGUGGACAUUGACACUUAAAGGGUUAGUUCACCCAAAAAUAAAAAUUCUGUCAUUAAUUACUCACAAUCAUGUCGUUCCACACCC
This is a messenger RNA of Megalobrama amblycephala (Wuchang bream), 1481 nucleotides long. It is a transcript of the gene efcab11, whose product is annotated as EF-hand calcium binding domain 11. Lineage: Eukaryota; Metazoa; Chordata; Actinopteri; Cypriniformes; Xenocyprididae. Gene Ontology annotation, molecular function: calcium ion binding. The transcript has 6 exons. Gene Ontology annotation, cellular component: cytoplasm. The record is from RefSeq and is a predicted model, not a curated record. The coding region runs from base 150 to 656 and encodes 168 amino acids.